CAUGUCCCGGAGCAAAGAAGACAUGUACAUCUUCCGAUGAGUCUUUUCUUCGACCUUGAGAAAACUCUCACAUCUCGACAUCACCUAUCGCCGUAUUUUUCACCAUCCGCAUUCAUGGCUCGGUGAUUUGUUCAUCUACUUGUACCGUCGACAAUCGGCCAUUGGCCAUCAACAUCAAGCAUCAUGUCAGUCCGCAGCUCUACCUACCGUAUAGCCCGUGGGAUUCAGAGCUCUUGUAUUGCUCGCCCAAGCCUCUUCCUAUCCCCUCAACAUGUGCAACAAAAGUCCCACAUGGCUUCUGUAGCCCCUCCGGUCACACAGAAUUCGGUCGGUGCGAAAGGUCCUACAGCGAUGGUGUUUAUGAACAUGGGUGGACCAUCGACCACUGAUGAAGUGGGCGACUUUCUGAGCAGACUGUUUGCUGAUGGUGAUCUCAUCCCAUUAGGCAGGUUGCAAGGCUACCUGGGGCCAUUGAUCUCGAAGAGGCGGACACCCAAGAUUCAAAAACAAUACGCAGCUAUUGGAGGAGGGUCACCCAUUCGCAAGUGGUCGGAAUAUCAAUGCUCAGAAAUGUGCAAGAUUCUCGACAAGAUCUCGCCCGAGACGGCGCCCCACAAGCCCUACGUUGCCUUUCGGUAUGCCAACCCGUUGACUGAGCAUAUGUAUGCACAACUAUUGGAGGACGGAUUCGGAAAUGGCAAAGGUGGACGAGCAGUUGCAUUUACCCAGUACCCCCAGUACAGCUGUUCAACGACAGGAAGCUCAUUGAACGAGCUGUGGAAAUGGCGAAAUCGGCUGGAGGGACCUCGAGCGACGGGUGAAGCCACCUCGACAGGCUCUAUUACUUGGAGUGUUAUCGACCGGUGGCCGACACACCCUGGCUUGGUAGAGGCAUUUGCACAGAACAUUGAAAGCAAGCUGGCAGAGUAUCCGGAAGAGCGGAGAAAAGAUGUGGUCUUGAUCUUCUCCGCGCACAGCUUGCCCAUGAGUGUGGUCAACCGAGGCGAUCCCUAUCCAGCGGAAGUGGCAGCUACAGUAUAUGCAGUGAUGAAUCGGUUGAAGUUCUCCAAUCCAUAUCGACUCAGUUGGCAAUCUCAAGUGGGGCCGUCGGCGUGGCUUGGGGCACAGACGAGCGAUACGGUCAAGGAAUAUGUUGGCCGUGGUCAUACAGAUCUCAUCCUGGUCCCUAUUGCGUUCACCAGUGACCACAUUGAGACACUGUACGAGUUGGAUCAAGAAGUGAUGGAAGAAGAUGCACAUGGCAACCCAGGAGUGAAACGGGCAGAGAGUCUCAAUGGCAGCCCAGUCUUCAUCCGGGCAUUGGCAGACAUUGCACACCAACAUCUUCAAAGUGGCGAAAGUUGUUCGCGGCAGAUGGGAUUGAGAUGUCAAGGUUGCAAGAGUGAAAGGUGUUUGGAGCAGAAAAAGUUCUUUGCUGGUGAGCAAGCAAAUAUUCUUCCACUUGUACGAUAGUCUAGCAGGUUUACCUGAGAGGAAAAGCCAGCGGGUUCAGCUCUUUGGAUGGCAUUUAUUAAUGGAUGAAAUGAUGAAAUGGGUAGAGGUAGUCGAGCCAACUUCUACAUGGUGAGAAUCAAGUUUGCCAGGGAGAGGCCACAGAUGAAAGGAGUGCCGUUCGCUCAUCACUGUUUCCACAUCUCCCUCCGUUUCUCGCACUUGUUCUUUUUGACAGAAGGUGCAGGUCACACACAGAAUGGCGCAGCAGGUGUUACAAGGAGCCCGAGUCAACGUCAAGGUCUAGGCGAAUCGAUUGAAGUUAUCAAGUGUAUUUGCACACAAGUGGUUGCACUGUGCCAUUGUCUGUAGGGAUCAAUAGGAAUAACUUAAUUAAUGC
Exophiala mesophila is the source of this 1852-nucleotide messenger RNA. Its product is annotated as ferrochelatase. NCBI's taxonomy places the organism in Eukaryota, Fungi, Ascomycota, Eurotiomycetes, Chaetothyriales, Herpotrichiellaceae. The transcript has a single exon. Gene Ontology annotation, biological process: heme biosynthetic process. The coding region runs from base 184 to 1473 and encodes 429 amino acids. The record is from RefSeq and is a predicted model, not a curated record. Gene Ontology annotation, molecular function: protoporphyrin ferrochelatase activity.